AAAGUAUAAAGACUAGGAUUAUGUAACGCAUCGAUGAAAUUGUUGGAUUACUUUUACGAAACACGUGUCCGUCGUGCUAAAAAAUCAUGCGUCGAUUGAUUAAUCAGAGAGAUGUGAUAUCGCUAAGAUUAAUCAAAGGUUAUAAUUUCUCUAGAGUAUUCAAUGUUUUUUUCCUUGACAUGUGUACCGCCUCCAUGUUAAAAAUUGUGCGGGAAAUAUCGUUAGAAUCUUUUUCACGUAAAUAACGGUUGUGACGUGCACAGUGACAUUUAUAGAAAAAUUUGCAAAACCCACAAUAAGCUUAUUCGUACAAUACGUUUCUUAUACACGUUCUUAGAUACGUUUAUAUUACUCCUAUGAAUAAAUUUGAGAUAAAUUGACUCGUUGAUUAACGAGACAAAACUAAAAAAAAUUUGUUGACGAUAGCAACACUAUUUUUUCAUUAUUUUUUACUAAAUUAUUAAACGACAUUUAUAAUAAAUAUAUUGAUAUUUAUGUAUUGUUAUAAUUAAAAUAACAAGAAUAUCCAUGUCAUGAUUGUCGAUAAUAUAUCUGCGUUAAAAUGCAACAUAAUCGUAGUCGAGAAUAAUCGUAUAAAAUAUACAACAUUGUACGGAUUUUUGCAUCAUACAAUGUUCAAGGUCCACUUUUAUGGAAAUACAUGUAUAAUGUUAUUCACUUGCGAGAUAUAAACAAAUUAAGAUUAAAAAUAGUUCUAAUUAAAUUAGAAUACAAACGUGCGCAAAUAUUUUUAUUGUAAUUGUUUUCUAAUUAUUUAAAGAUUUCACAUUAUUUCAUGUAAUAUUUUGUAUAUUAUUAAAAAAUUAAAAAUUAGAUAUAUGUAUAUCGAAAACGAACAAUUCAUAAAAUUAUCCGCAUGCGCACGAAAAUGACUGUCGAUUCGACGCGAUGCCUUUGUCAGGCUUUUCAAUUAAUAGAUCAAUUUUUAUGAGAAUGACACGUAAUAAAAAAUUGUACAUUUUAAAAAGCAACGCUUAAAUCAGCUUAACGACAAUUAAUGAGCGAUAGCCAAGUUAUGGAUAAUCUUGGGGGCGUGUAUUACCUGAUUGAAUUGAUUGUCAAACAGAUAUUAAUAUUCGUGCGAAACUUUGCCUUCCGUGAGUUUAUAUGGUUCGCUUCUGCGGAAGAGGAUUCGCUUGAUAAUGAGAAUUUGAAAACACGCGUCAUCGAGCCGCACAAUUCCAUCGCCGACUUUUUUGUCUUCCUUGCCGUUUGUGGACUUCUCUUCAUAUUUAUGAUAGUGUCCACGAAUUCGUCCAAGAACGAAGCGUCGAACUACGAUGCAAGCAACAUCGAGACAAUUUCUAUGGCUCUCGAAGAAGAUCCCUCGUCCUUCUGGUACUCGAGAACCGCGGGAUUAACGACGAGCUGCUUCCACGCUUGCGGCGAUUCGAUUGGUCUAUCGUGCGACAUUCCCAAAAUGCGAAAUAUCUCGCAUCCGGUUAUCUCAAACACCAAGGUGUUGCCUCAUAAAGAAUCUAGAGUCUCGAAUCACAACGCGCGCUCUAGCUAUAUUAUUAAGCACUCUUCGAAGACGCAGACGGGUCAUCCUAUUUAUCAAACAACAUCCCGGGAAUGGUUGAUAAGAUGCACUAGGAGCGGUCAGAUUUACGGAAAGUAUCCGAUUUAAAGGAAAUAAUCGAAAUCGAGAUUAAUGAAGGGAUUGAGACAAUUCGUCGUAAUUCAAGAUGAAAAUAUCGUCUUCUCAUCUGAAAAGGAUUACAAUAUGACUUCCUCAAAUGUCAAUUUGGCAAUUUUUAAUAACUAUAACAACUAUUUUCGAUUAUUGUAACUGUUUUCCUUGUUAUAUUUAUAUAGUCUUUUUACCGCACGGAUGUACAAUAAUUGUACCGACUGAUUUUUAUAUUUUUAUCAAUGUUUAUUCGUUGCUCGUAUCAUCGAAUGUAAUCCUUGUAAGAGGAACAUAUUUAUAAUUGACUUAUAACAUGCGCUUAAUAAAUGCUUUACGACACGC
Molecule: messenger RNA, 1996 nt
Organism: Monomorium pharaonis (pharaoh ant)
Lineage: Eukaryota; Metazoa; Arthropoda; Insecta; Hymenoptera; Formicidae
Exons: 4
Coding region: 1019-1651 (210 amino acids)
Source: RefSeq, a predicted model, not a curated record